AUGGCCAAGUCUCGCGACGAGAACAAGGCCGUCAUCAUCCGACGACUGCGCUCGUGCUUGGACCGCAAGACGCGCGGCGCCAGCGCCGAGGCCGACGCGCGACUGCGCGCGCAAGUCGACUUCUACGCUCGGCUGCGCAGCUCCAUCUUCGUCAACGGCGACUCGCUUGGCGUCACUGCCCUCGACGAUGUGGCCGUGGCCGUGCUGGCCGACGACACGCAGUUGCCCGCGGAGCUCGCGCGCACGGUGGUGCUGUUGCCAGCGCCCACUACGAUGGACACGGAGCCCGCGCCCGCGCACGACCUCUUCGCCGUUCAAGCCGUUCCUGCACCCGCGACCAAGCGUCCGGCCGCUCCGAGCGCUGUUGACCAGAAGGCCCCCACCGCCAAGAAGCAGCGUAAGAGCUCGCGCACCCCGCAGUACAUGUUCGACUUGCCGGACACCUGCCCCCGCGACGUUCAGCGAGACGUGGAGAAGCUGGUCAAGGCCGCCGCCAAGCAGGGCAAGACCCCGCCGCGAGCAGCGUACCCCUGGUCCGGACAACGCGCCUGGUACGACCCGGAAGCGUUUCCGGAGCUCCACCGGAUGCACUGGCGCUACUACAUGCGCCACCGUGACACGUUCUUCGACUGUGCGCUGUACGCACCAACGGACAACUCGGACGCUCGCCGCCGCGACAAGCUCAACGCGAACCAAGGCCGCCUCGUGCUGGCCGCCAAGCGUUCCGUGUCGGCCAAGGGCAAGGCCAGCUCGGCGACGGAUCUCGUCACGCUGUGGCGCCACGACCGUUCUCGCUACGACAGCCUGAUGGCUUGCAUCCUGGAUCCGUGCCGCGUCGACGAAGACUGUUACCAGAGCAUCUGUGAGCUGCUGGAGCAGACGGAGGCUUUGGACCCGACUCGUCCACCGCACCUUCGACUCAGCGACGAAGCUCUGGCUCGCAUCGCGCUCGACGCGGGCCGCAAGCCUCCCAACCCGGCCUGGAUCGGCAGUAAGAGCAGCGGCAUCUGGAAGACGCUGCUGACGAACAGCCGGAUCCGCGCGCUUCAGGUCAAGAUCGCCAAGAAGUUCAAGGAGGGCACUUACAGGGUCGUCAUGGACUUGAAGCCGUUCCAGCGCAAGGAGCAGGGCGACAACGUCUCGGACUACGCCGACGACGACGACACGUUCACCGUGCAGCCGCCGUCUCCGCCCGUCGACGAGGAGCUCGAAGACGUCGAAGAGGACGAGUCCGAGGAGAAGCCGUCCACGCCGAGCCCCACGCAGGAAGACGAUCCCGACGACCAAGAGCAGGACGACGCCGAUCAAGACGACCAAGCCGAAGACGAUGAAGGCGGCCGCAGCUCAGACCCCCACGACGCCCCCGAAGACGACAAGAAGAGCAGCUCUGGCGACGACAAGGGCGACUCGUCGGCCAAGGGCAGCUCCAAAAAGAAGAGCUCUGACUCUUCGAGCUCCAAGUAG
This is a messenger RNA of Phytophthora sojae, 1464 nucleotides long. RefSeq lists its product as hypothetical. The transcript has 2 exons. Bases 1 to 1464 code for a protein of 487 amino acids. Lineage: Eukaryota; Oomycota; Peronosporomycetes; Peronosporales; Peronosporaceae. The record is from RefSeq and is a predicted model, not a curated record.